Molecule: messenger RNA, 810 nt
Organism: Juglans microcarpa x Juglans regia
Lineage: Eukaryota; Viridiplantae; Streptophyta; Magnoliopsida; Fagales; Juglandaceae
Product: 60S ribosomal protein L24-like
Exons: 5
Coding region: 146-640 (164 amino acids)
Biological process (GO): cytoplasmic translation
Cellular component (GO): cytosolic large ribosomal subunit
Molecular function (GO): structural constituent of ribosome; mRNA binding
Source: RefSeq, a predicted model, not a curated record
UAAGUCCCACAACUAAAGCCGUCGUCGUUUUGGUCCUUUAAGAACAGGUCAAAUUUUUUUCGAAGCCAGUCGCUUUAAAUUGGUGCUAGGGUUUCUGCAACACUAAAGGGGUUUUAGUACAAGCGGCUCACCAUCUUCGGCAGCCAUGGUUCUCAAGACUGAACUUUGCCGCUUCAGUGGUGCUAAGAUAUACCCUGGUAAGGGUAUCAGAUUUGUCCGGUCUGAUUCUCAGGUUUUCCUCUUUGCCAAUUCAAAAUGCAAAAGGUAUUUCCACAACCGCUUGAAGCCAUCGAAGCUUACAUGGACAGCCAUGUACAGGAAACAACAUAAGAAGGACAUUGCUGCUGAGGCUGUGAAGAAGAAGCGUCGUGCUGCCAAGAAGCCUUAUUCCAGGUCUAUUGUUGGUGCCACCUUGGAAGUCAUACAAAAGAAACGAGCUGAGAAGCCAGAAGUCAGAGAUGCUGCACGCGAAGCUGCUCUCCGUGAGAUCAAAGAGAGGAUUAAGAAAACCAAGGAUGAGAAGAAGGCGAAGAAAGCAGAGCUGACAGCCAAGACACAGAAGACGCAAAGCAAGGGUAAUGUUCCCAAGGGGGCUGCACCAAAGGGCCCCAAGUUAGGAGGUGGUGGUGGAAAGCGUUGAACUCCUUUUACAUCUUAUUUCUCUAUGUGGCAGUAUGAAAACCAUUAGAAGUGUCCAUCUUUCUAAAUUUUUAUGUAUGGAGUGUAUUGCUUUGUUGCAAAGCUUCUUUUGGAAUUCUUCACAUUACAUUUUGUUUGAAGAAGUGCGGUUAUGUAUCGUUUUUACGUUUA